Messenger RNA from Cucurbitaria berberidis CBS 394.84, 382 nucleotides. RefSeq lists its product as uncharacterized. The record is from RefSeq and is a predicted model, not a curated record. The transcript is spliced from 3 exons. Bases 19 to 216 code for a protein of 65 amino acids. Lineage: Eukaryota; Fungi; Ascomycota; Dothideomycetes; Pleosporales; Cucurbitariaceae.
CAUAGUACUUAUGACAGUAUGUUGGACGCUGGGGUGGAUAGGGACAUGGCAAGGAAGAUGACAAGGGACAAGAUCGAAACCGUCCUGCGCGAAUGGGGCUAUACCGAAGAUCUCUCUUGGUACUUUCGUUGCGAAAAGAAUUUUGUUUGCGAAGAGACUCCUGGGAUAUCGACCGCAUCAAGUGGAUCCCCGGAUAGCACGUUUACUCUAGCAUAGGUUAAGGCUAGAUUCAUCCAGAUCCGACAAACUUCCAAUAGUGGGCAGCAAUUAAAAAUUCACGUACUGCGUUCAUCCUCGGGCCCUCUGCGUUUUCCCUAGGGUGCUAUCAGAUGAGUGCUAGUGGUUCAGCUUAUUGAAGCCACUGCCUCUAUGAUUUACCAAG